Molecule: messenger RNA, 20615 nt
Organism: Xyrichtys novacula (pearly razorfish)
Lineage: Eukaryota; Metazoa; Chordata; Actinopteri; Labriformes; Labridae
Source: the annotation of a GenBank genome assembly
GCUUCCUGAGGAGAGAGAGUGGUCCUGAUGCUGGAUCUCGUGCCCGCGCAUUACAUCACUUCUCUGCUGCGUGAUUGGCUGGUGGGUCAACUCAGCAUCCACCGCGAGCCUCAGCACCCUGAAGCAGCGUCUCAGAACAUCCUCAUCAUCACACCUCCAUCCUCCUCCUCUUCUUCAUCAUCUGUGGUUUUAAUCACACACCGAAAACACCCUGUUCACGUGGCUGUGCGCGUUUUCGUGUCCGUGCUCUGGCGGCUCGUUUCGAGGAUGGCGGAGAGCGAGGCAGACACGCCGAGCACGCCGAUUGAGUUUGAGAGCAAAUACUUCGAGUUUGAUGGAGUGCGGCUGCCGCCCUUCUGCAGAGGGAAGAUGGAGGAGAUCGCCAACUUCUCCCUCAGAAGUAGCGACAUUUGGAUCGUCACCUACCCGAAGUCAGGUAAGCAAACCUCUGCAGCGUCACUUCCUGCUCUGUGCUGCAGGAUCAUUAAAGUUUCCUCUUAUAAAUGAACCUCAGACUCCAAACAUCAGUCAGUCAGAAGGUCUGGUCUGCAGGUUCAGCAGGUUACAGUGAUUCCUGCAGCUUCUGUCUUUAUUCGCAGUAAAACUCUGAUUUACGGGCCUCUAUCAGGCUCUUAAACGCAGCAUAUGUUUCAUAAUCAGACUCGAACUAAUUAAGUCAAAGUCAAUCGAUGAAUGUCUGGCAGUAAAGUGCAGUGCGUCUGCGCAGGCCGUGGUUAUUUACAGGAGUGACACGCGCUCUCAGACGCAGGUGGAGGUGGUGUUUACAUCCUGCAGACUGUUGUGGUGCAGCGCUGCUGCAGGCGGUGCGCUGCACGGUGCCCUGCUGAGCGCUGGGUGGGACCGGUCAUGUGACCCUGGGUGGUGGGCAGCUCGAGCUGGAGAGGGAGUUUGAUUCUGGUGUUAAUGAUAAUUAAUCUGUUAUUAAUGCAGUAAUGAAACACCUGAACUGAUCUGAAUGGAAGAACUUUGAUUUUAUUAUGAGUUUAUUUAAUCUGAACAUUUACAGCUGCCAUUACAUGUGUGUCUGUCUCCUUAGAUUAAUGCAUCUCUAUUUUCAGCAUAAAAGCAUCUCUCUGUGUUUAUCCCGCAAACUGUUCUCCAACCAAGACCUUAAGAUUUAAUUUAAAAAACAGUCUUUUAACUAAUUAAAGGUGGGGUAGGCAGGAUUCUGUUAAAGAAGGAUCUUAUUUUGUGGUGUAUAAACAAAAAAUCUUCUAAUAUCAGUCAAUAGUUAUUAGUUAUUGAUGACAUUUGGUAAUAUAUCGAUAUCUCUGUGUUCUCUUCUGUCUGUGUCGUCAACAUUUGAACAUUUUUGAGCGGUCCGCUCUUUCUGACUGUAAACAAAGCCGUUCUCCACCUCCUCUAACCUGAUUGGUUGUGAGGCAGACGCCGCUCCCCCGUGUCGUUCAGGAGCCCAAACAAAGUUAGCGUGCUACAAUAUCGGACAGUAGAAACCAACCAGAAAGUUCAGAAAAUUGUCUGAAUCCUCCUUUGGCCACGACUGCCGACACAAGCAAGAAAACAAAGUAAAUACCGGAGACUCUGGAGGAAUAACGGGCGCUUAAAACGGAGGUAGACCGGACAAGAGCUAAAAAGCCGGGUCAACAUAAACGAUGGGGGACGCUUGGGGAUCUUGGUGACCCUGUAACCUUUCUGCUGGACAGGUAAACCGCUUUAACAAAGUAAGACAAGUGUCUGUAACAGAAGUGUUUCUUGUCAAACGGACCUGCUGUAGCGUGUUGUAGCGCCAUCGCUAAACUGUCCUCCCUCGGGUCCUGGACUAUGUCACUUUAUCCUCGUUGUAGAAGUCCUGCAAACAUUGUGUUUGCUGGUAGUCUGUUGGCAUCUACAGUAGCACCAAUGCUUUUGACUUUCACCUUGACUGGGCCCCAUUUGUAAUGAUCUGAAGGAUUUAUCUGCAUUAUAUCUGAAUUUAAUUGGAACGAUACGAGCGAGCAGGAGCGUCUGUUUGUGGGCGGGGCUUAAGAGAGGGAGGGGAGAGGAGGAGCUGAGGGGAAAACUGGUUUGGAGGGGUCGAGUUUACAUUCAAGAUUUCUCCUAAAAACUGGAACUUCCUCAGAUCCUGACUACAACACCUUUAAAUGUACAUUAUUUACAUCCAUGCACCAUGAUUCUGCCCGUUAACGAUAUAAAUUAAAGUUGUAUAUAUAUAUAUAUAUAUAUAUAUAUAUAUAUAUAUAUAUAUACAUACAUCUAUAGAAGAAGGCCUUGAUCAUUUAUUUUUCCUCUGAAGUUACUUGAUUUUUUAGAUUCUCUGUCAAAUAUUUGCUUUUAUUCUGAGAAGUUUCUCUCGUCACUUUGGUCGGCUGUCUGCCUGACUAAAAUGAGAAAUGACUACAGCAUAACAGAAAACCUUUUUGUGUUUUGUGUUGAGAAACGUAAAAACAAACUAUCCAGUGACACCCAGACUGUGUUCAGAGGAUUUCUGCAAAACUGCAGGAGACGAAACAAGAAUCUGCUGUUGUCAUCACAGGCUGCUUCAUGGCCACUGAAAAACUGUAACCUGAGAAACACAAGUGCAGUUUAGGGAGGACGAUUAAUCCGAAUGCAGAUGUGUCUGAGAUGCAUCACAGCAGAUUUUGUUCCACACAGGUUAUUUUCAUGCAGCUGAAAUCCUCUGAAACUCGAGUGGGACGAAUUCUUUGUGCCUAAAAUUAGAAAUCCAGCCCAGGGUUUCACCAGUUAAACUUAAGUUUAAAGGUAACCAAGUUUAAAUGCAGUUUUAAAUUUCUGAGUAAACACUGGCUGUUAACGGCUCAUAGUUUUGAGAGACAGAGAGACUUUGAUGAAGAGGGUUUUACUGACUGAUUUGUGUUUUCAACGAUAAAGAACAUCGGUCGAAAAUGUGCGACGAGUUUGAUCUGAACUUCUGCUGUUUUUCUGCUUCCUUGGUGUUUGCUGUAGUCGAUUAUAAUUUAAUACAGCAUUUAGUGCCGUGCUUUGUCAUCUGUCACUGUCAUGUUGCAGACAGCUGGAGCUUCACUGAUUGAAUUAAAGCUUCAUUUCUGCAACAGUAGUUCGGUUAAAUUGGACAUUGUGCUCUACCGGUGAGUAAAUUCAAAGUGUGCACGGUGAAACCAAACAGUGACACAACUUAAGCGACAAACUUUCUAUUUUUAAAGUACAGCUUGGUAUAAAAUUUGCACCUUAGGUUUAGAUGCAUCUUAAACAAAGCAGCUGCAGCAGGCCAAAGCCAGUUUUAGUUUUACUCUUCCAUGAACUUAAGGCUGAAAUCUAAAAGAAGAUUUUGGAGAGUUGAAUUUUAGUUCUAUGAUCUAUAAUCUUCAUACAGCAAAGGUACAAGCUCAGGGACGCAGCAAGGUCAACAUUAGGCAGUAAAUUAGUCAAAGUGGUUCAAACAAUGUCCAAUAUUUGCGACCGGGACUUCAAUCUCGGCUGGUUUUCAGAGAAAUUAUUACUCAGACGUUCGAAUAAGCCCCUCCAUCAUGAGAUCUUUUUUCUCUAAGAGGUCUGAGCUGUUAAAACGGCUUAAUGUCGGUCUGUGGGCUGAAUUAAUCCGCCAUGCGAUCAGGAUUGUGCCGCGUUCACAGUCAUGUAAAUUCAGGCCAUAAAGGAAUCAGAGGCUCAUUGAAUAACACCGAAUGCGUUCAUUUGCAUGUUUGAGUUUUGUGAACAGAGUCCAGUGAGUGGACGGGGAUCAGUGAGUGUUGCUGUGGUAAACGUGCUGCUACAUACAUGAGACAUGCGACAUGAGACAGUGCCGAUUCCUCUUCAGGUUUUUCUCUCCCUGCAACAGUUCAUGCUGCAGCCCCAGAGUCUGUUUGUAAACAUGAUUAAUUUACCCGGGAUUUCCACCGCAUCUGGAACGCCUCCAAUCUGGAAUGGUGGAGAUUUUUGCUGUCCGCCAAUUCCUACCAGAUCCGUUUGUGAGGCGAAUUUGAUAGUGAAUUACGGACAGAAGGAAUUGCAAGAACUCACAGGAACUUGCGGAUUCACGAGCAAUUGUACGAUAAUAAGUUGUCUCUAUAGCCAAACAGGCUAACCAUAUAAGCAGUAGAUUGUGUCCUUCCAGAGGAGGAAAUCUACUUCUAGACUUCUAGAAUCAGCAUCUCCUCAUCCAUGGUGUCAUCGGGGUGAAAUGACGUCUAAAAACCUUUCACUUGUUCGUUGUUUUAUUUAGAAAAGAAGCCGGAUGUUUUAUUUCGGGUUAAUCUGUGCUGAAUUUAUCCGCCAUGCUCCGGCGUCCAGAAAAAAUAGAACUCUUGUGAUCAGCUGAGGAGUCCGGCGAUCCGCAGAGGAACGGAAAGAAGUCGGUGUAAAUUGACACGUUAACUUGAAUGGUUACGAUCAGCUACGAUCGGAGGAUACGACCUUUUAGGAGACGAUCAGGAUGAAGGUGGAAAUUGGGGGUUAGACCUGGUGGAGUUAAGAGACCUUCAUGCUGACUGCUGGAAGACAAAGUCUCUAAAUGAGACUUCCACCAUCACAAACUGAAGAAGGGGCUGCCUGUAAAUCCACGCGAAGAGUCUGAGGAGUGAUCUCAGGACAGUCGAUCUACACAGCUGUGUAAAAAGUAACACCCCGAGCUGUGUCUAACUUUCUAUCAAAGCUCAUUCCAGGUGUCCCGUAUCAUCUUACCAUCUCAUCAGGUAGUCGAGCAGAAAGGCAUCGUGGUUCAUCAGGGGUUGCUGAGGCUUUGCUCACCUCCUACAUCUCACCUUUUCAACCUUUACCAGCUCUGUGUGUCUGAAACUGAACACUGGAGUUAGAUAACAUUGAACGCCCACGAUCUGGACAAGAAUUUAAAACACAGCAUCACUGAUGUAAGAAAACAAAAUCUUGUGCAAUUAAACUUCACAAAUGUAAUGCCUUAUUUUCAGUAGAAGUCCUGAUUUGAGCAACAAACGGACCUUUGUGUUUGACUCUGAGAACACAUGCAACAUGACAUAAUAGACAUGAAAGCCUUGGAUAAGGAUGUCAGAAUCGUUUCCAGGAAAGGAUGGCCUGAAAUCAGAGACCUUCAGAUUUCUACUGAAGUCACUGCAGAUGACAGCUUUGAGUGGCCUCCAUGAAAAGUCACAUUCAUAAAUUUGUUACACAAAAAUCCAAAAUGUCCCCUGACAUUUCUAGACCAAAUAAACGAAAGCUUUGUCUGCACGUUUUCACUUUAAAAAUAAUGAUUUGAGUACAGAAACGUUAAAAAGAGCUGUUUUUAGAAUUUCUGCAGACUUUUGGGCUUCAUAAGAGAAACCACCUCUCUUCUGUCCUGCAGCUCUGUGUUUGUGAUUCUGUUGCUGCUGCAGAGAGAGACCAAGCACAUGGCAGGACACAUGGCUUCAAUGCUGCAGAGCAUUGAUGCUAUUGGCUAACAUUUGGCUGUCUUAGCCAAUGGAAUAUAAAAGACUACAUGAACCUGAAGGGGGUUUAAAGUGAGUGUGGGGGUCUGCAGAGUGUGAUGGCGGUACCUUUAUGUCUGUUUUGACAUCAGCCAGAUGCUGCAUCAUCGCUCUCUGCAGACCUCUGCACCGCCCUGCACACUCAUUAAUCACAGAGGCGUGAAUCAGACACGCUGACACAGAGGACAGAACAUCCCCUGCUCUGGCUGCACGCUAUGUUCAUGAGAGUUUCAGGGAAAAUAACAAAAAAUCCAAAUUGACUGAAAAUCUCAGAGCCAAUUUGCCGGUCAGGACGAGUGUAUCAGUUUUCUUCUGUGAGUCUGCAGAGGAAUUACUCAGGCUUUGGAUGCUCUGCAGAAGUCUGAGGAUGUGGAGUGUGAAAUAUGAAGACAGGAAAUUAAACUGAAAGUCAAAAUAUCAAAAUUUCUUCUUCAUCGAUUUAUAUAAUCCUUUCUUUACUCUGACUUUUGCACAAACUCCAGUUUCAUAUUCAGACUUCAGUUGUUGACAACCAAGUGAGUGCAGAAGAAGGUACUCUGACAUGCAUGUUGUCGAGGUAUCAGGGUGCUGUUUGAAGUGUGAAGCAUGUUAUAACGCAGAUCAAGACAUGUGACACGUCUCCAUUUACUCUAUUUUUGGAGGAACAACACCAGCAACCACCACGAAAUGACAAAGACAAGAGGGCUGACGACUUCAAACAGAGAGAUUUCCUGACUAACAAAGCUGGUUCGCCAACAACAUCAGUGCUCUCUGCGGAAAAUGACACCCGCUCAUGCAGACAUGCUUUUUUCCUCCAGCACGUUAAAAGUGGACGCUGUGAGUCUUAUUUUUCGGUUCAGCUCUUGUUGCAGUAAUUCCUCAUGCAGCAGUUAUUUUUGUCGGCCUGCUCUGCAUGUCGUUAUUCAGCGUGUGCAGUAACUUGAUGCCAGCGGCGUGGGCAGGGAUGAUGGUGUGGGUGGGUGCAGAGGAACCCAGAUAGGCCUACCUGAGCCUAAAAUAAUCCCCUCUUAGGUUUAGUAACACCUUUGUCGAGCAAAGUAGGACAUCAGAACCACUCGCCUGACCGAUUUAAUCACAUAAGCCACAUCACAGGUCAUGUCACAUACAUCAGCAGUAACAGCAUCACAUGACCUCGAACUCCGAAUUUUCACAGCGUCCGGAACUGCUCCAAUCUGGAACGGCUGCAAUUUUCCCCGUCCGCCAAUUCCUACUGCAUCCGUUUGUGAGGCAAAUUUCGUGGCGGAUUACGGACAGCAGGAAUCGCGAGAACUCACAAGAACCCGCGGAUUCACGUACAAUCAUGUGAUGACAAGUUGUCUUUAGCCACAGAGGCUAACCAUAUAAGCAGUAGAUUGUGUCCUACCAGAGGAGGAAAUCUACUUCUAGACUUCUAGAAUCAGCAUCUCCUCAUCCAUGGUGUCAUCGGGGUGAAAUGACGUCUAAAAACCUUUCACUUGUUCGUCUCCGCCCCCGUUUGCAUGGUGUGAAAUACGAUCAGCCUUAAACACGGGUUAAUCUGUGCUGGAUUCAUCCGGCAUGCUCUGGCAUUCGGAAAAAAUAGAACUCUUGCGACCAGCUGUGGAGUCCGGUGAUCCGCAGAGGAACGGAAAGAAGCCGGUGGCAAUUGACACGUUAACUUGAAUGGUUAUGACCAGCUACGAUCGUUGGAUAUGACCUUUUUGUAGCCGUUCUGGUGGAAAUUGGGGGUUAGGCUUGUGAAACACAGAUGCAGCAGCACCAAUGCUCUGUGCUAACAAGAUAACAGGUAGAAGACAGUAGAUGGAGCAGGAAAUAAGGAGUGAAAUGCUAGAAAGUGGCCCCAGGAGGGAAACAAGCUCAGGUAGUCCACAUUAGGAUCAUAGACUGUGACUGUGCUUAGAGGACGAGGAUGACGGCGCCUCAGUCAGAUUUAAAUUUCUCUGAAUCAAGUCUCUACAUUAUGGAAGAGACACUUGACAUACAUGGUCGUAAUAGGAAGGAAACUCGAUGUGAGGAGACAGCACUGUCAGCAGAAGUGUCACUGCUAACAUGCUGCCAGUGCGAGCAGUAGCAGCAGUGCAGCCGUCAUGUGCUGCUCAGACCUGCAGCAUUUCUUACUUUAGCUCUGCAUCUGAAUCUCUAACAUUUCUUUCUGCGAACGACCAUCAAGUCAAUAUUUUGAAAAGUCACACGAUCAUGUAACGACGCCGGGAACACAGAGAAGGAUGAUCUCGUUAGAGGAGGCGGGAUGUCCAAGUCUACAUAGCGUGCCAGUGGUCCAUUUUGAUUAAAAUGGCAACUCUUUGAUGGUUGAGAUGUUUGAGACAUGCAUGUUUUCUCACAGUCCUCAUGUAAUCUUUUUUUUCUUGGUCAAAAUAUUUUUGGUAUUUUUUUCAAUUUGGAUGCCACAGCUGAUGUUUUUCAUGUGCCGAACACAAAUGAAGCCUUUCAUCGAUGCUAAAUACAUCUUCAGUGGUGAAGGACAAAAGCUUUUUCAGGGUCCUGAUAGGGAUCUUGUGUGGAGUUUAUUUGGUUUUACAGAAAUUAUGUUGGCGGCCUGAGGCCUAAGAGUGUCACAUCUUUCACCCCGAAGCAGAAGAAACGUCAGUCCUGCUCAUGUCAGACCCCCUCCUUUAGAAAACUGGUGAGCUGACCGACUGACGGUCUUACUGACAGCAAACAAUGAUGGAUCGUUCCUGAUGUGUCACCUUCCUCUCUGCUUAAUGAAACUUUGUCCUUCAUGCUGCUCAUCCCAUGCUUCAGUAUCUGCCUCCUGUUUCUGUCAGAGCAGUGUGUGGGAUAUCGGAUUGGACCGACACACUUAUUUCUGCAAACCAGUGAGUCAUCGCAGAGAACAUUGGCAUGGCAACAACAGAAAGUCUGUUUUGAAAAGACCAUUUUUUUAGAGGCCAAGACGGAUUUUUUUACAGGACAGGUGGUUGUUGGUGAGGGCCACGAGUUCAGAGUAUAAUAAAGAAAUUCUGCUGUUCUGUUCAAGUUCAUCACUGCGUCAACAAAUCCAGGUUAAAACUGUAGGAAACACGGCCUGGGUCGAGGGUCACGCCAUGCCUUUGUAUGUUUCUUGUUCUCUUCUGGUCACUAAAACUCCUGAUCAUUCACUGUUUGUUUUCUGUCUCUUCGUAGGCACCAGUCUACUUCAGGAGGUCGUGUAUCUCGUGAGUCAGGGAGCAGACCCCGAUGAGAUCGGCCUUAUGAACAUUGAUGAGCAGCUGCCUGUCUUGGAGUACCCCCAACCAGGUCUGGACAUCAUACAGGUAAUACAGCUGAAGCUCAUACGGCCCUGCUUGUAUCACCUUUGUAUUGCAUUGAUAAAGAUUGAUAAAGGUAGUGAACCCAGCAGAACAGGUCCUGGAGUCUGAAAGUGAAAUGUUGUCCCGUUCUGGCCUGAUAGAGGAUUUCGCCUACUCAGCAGUUCAGGGUCUCCUUGGUCCUGUUUUUGGGGUCAUGAUUGUCCAAAUGUUUUUAAGUCAGGACUGCAUCAGUCCAGUUUCUCAGCAGGACUCCUCUCCUGUUGAAAUCCCUGUUGUCACAAUGUGGUUUGGGAUCAGAUGAAGGUCUUCCCUCGAAAAGUCUUUGUCUGGAUGGACGCAGAUGUUGCUCCUAAACCUGGAGAUAUUGUUUAAAACUGAGGAUGCAGCAUCUAUGACUUCCAGUACUUUGUUGAAAGGACAACUGGACCUACUUGAGACGUUUUGCCUUAGAUGAAACAUCCAGUUGUUCUUUCCAAAAAAAAAACGUAAGAUUUUGACCCAUCAGACCACAGGCCAGUUCUCCUCGUCCCCUAAGUCCACCUUAAAUGGGCUCAGGUCCAGAGAAGGCUCUGGUGGUUCUGGAUCCUGGUCUUAUCUGGUCUCCUCUUUCAUGGUUCAGUUUGAACCUCAUUAGUGGAUGCAGUGAUGAUGAUGUGUUCACAGAUAAUGGUUUUUGAAGUGAUUCUGAGUCCAUGCGGUGAUUUCCACUCCAGAGUCCUGUCUGUUUUUAAUGCCCUGAAGAUCAGCACCAUCCAGUCCUGGUUUUGGUUCUUGCCUCUUCAUUAUGUUUAUGAAAUGUUUUGAAUUCAUUUAAUGGAAAUCCCCUCAUAUAAUAUUUCAUUGGCCGACAUGCAAACAGGCCGAGUCUGUUCCUUUAGAAAGACAGUCUCCUGUUUUCUAAGAAAUGGAGACUCUGUUUGUCGGUGACAGCGGGUAACAUCAGAUCACUCAGCAGGACUGAUAUGUAGAGAGAAUAGCAAAGAUCUUGACUGUUUUUGUACUAAAAAAAAAACACCAAAAUGAGUUUAAAAAAGACUACAUACAGUGGCACAGACAGGGAAGUUGAGGGUUCAAUCCCAGCUCCUGCGGUCCUUUCCUGGAGUGUUGUUGGACACCGAGCCUCAGAAGCUCCUGAUGGUUUAUCCAGUGGUGUGUGAAAGCUUGUUUAAUGGUCAUGGUUAACUCUAAUGGACAUUCAGCAUAAAACCCUCGGCCAUCAGUGAAGGGGUGUGGUGUGAAUGGGUGAAUAUGACAUGUACUGUGAAAGUGCGCUGAGUGGUCCCAUAAAGCACUUUGUAGUUACAGUCUGUUUAUCACUGACCUUUGUUAUAACAGCUGAGCUGUCGGUUAAAUAACAGAUCUGUGUUUCUACAGGAGCUGACCUCCCCUCGUUUGAUCAAAAGCCAUCUUCCUUACCGAUUCCUCCCCUCAGCCAUGCACAACGGAGAGGCCAAGGUCAGUUACCCACGAUGCACCUCGCACAGACUGGAACUUUUCCGAGUAACAUUUCUGUAGAUGACAGUUUAGAGAGCUUUCCCUCCCUCCCCCCAAAUCCAGCUGCACUGGUUUCAGUGUCUGACACAGUCUGGUUUCGGGGUCUCUCAGAGGGAACGCUGUUUGAAUUGUCUUCAAAGUCCACAAUGUGCAAGUUCCCUGCAGCUGCGCAGCUCUGUUUGGUUCCAUCUUUUUUAACCAUGUGGAGUUUGUUGGGCUCAGCUGACAGUCACAUUUCCAGAUGUGAGUAGAGGCGGGUUUGUCAGUUUAUCAAAAGUUUAACCAACGUCAGAGCAGGGUUUGGAUCCCUCGUCUUCCUCAGAUGAACCACUGUGGGAAGUCCCAGUAUGCCUUCAUUGUUGCACCAACUCCUGCAACCGUGGCAGCAUGCUGUGGUGGAAAUUAAAAUGACGUAAAUGAAUGUAGUUUACUAACGAUAAAUAUAUUUCAAAUUAAAAUUUAAAGUUGAUUAAAACAGAUUAGAGGAUUUCUGCUCAGCUCUGGUUGGAGGGCCUCUUCCUCUAAACUCCACUGGUCUCUUCAUGUCUUAAGUCUCGUUCAAAUGCAGGCGGGUAUCUGCAAACAGAAAUCCAAAGUACUCAUGUUGGUUACCUGACUACAGGGUGUCAUCUGGUUUCUGCUCCUCCAGGUGAUCUACAUGGCUCGUAACCCGAAGGACCUGGUGGUCUCCUACUACCAGUUCCACCGCUCUCUCAGGACCAUGAGCUACCGCGGGACCUUCCAGGAGUUCUGCCGCCGCUUCAUGAACGACAAACGUGAGUGACAGAGAUGCAGGAGGAACUCUGAGACACACCUGACCUUUUCCUCGACUCUGACCCGCCUGCCUCUCUGUCUCUCUCUGGUUUAGUGGGAUAUGGUUCCUGGUUUGAACAUGUUCAGGAAUUUUGGGAACAUCGCAUGGACUCCAACGUCCUCUUCUUGAAAUAUGAAGACAUGUACAAGGUAACAUCAUCCUCAUUUAUCAUCAUCUAAUGUGCUUUUUUUUUCUUUUAACUCAAACACUUUUAACAACAAUGAUCAGGCAGGACUUCUCUUAUCAACAGUAUGAAUGAAUAACAGAGCACUUGGAGUCCAUUGACAGUAUCAUGCAGGCUUUGUACACAGUGCUGAUCGCUCUCAUAAAGCAUUACUCUAUCACCACCAGGACUACUGGAGUCAUGUUUAGCUUGUGGAUACUUCUUCUAACUUGAAGAUGAGUUGUUAGUCUGAGACGAGCUCUUUUUCUUCCAGGAUUAGCGCUUAUUACAGCCUAGAUAAGCACAAAAGGUGUAAUAAAGGCAAAAUAUAUGCUUUAUGGAGGAAAUAAUGAAAGCUGAAUCAAAGAUAAAAUAACGGUGUAGCACAGUCUUUAUUAGGGUGUAAUAAAGGCGUUAUACAGGUUGAAUUAAGGGUGUAAAAGUCACAUUUUUGUGGAAUAGUAACUAUUUAACCGCCACUGAAAUAACGGAUAUGAAAUGUUACGUUACUUCUCACAGCUUCUCUCAAAGCAGUCAGAGGACUCUAAUUGAUCAGGAACCCUAGCACCGUUCUUGGCAAAGUCCGAGUCCUGAACGAACAUUUAGGUUUUUUUUACCGACCCCAAACUUCAUGUUCCUCAUGAUCAGCCAGUAAACAGCCGAACAGCACAUCAGAAAGGGUGCGGGUUAAGUAAUGCGCUGUGAGCGUCUCAUCACCUGACCCACUUGUGCAGAAAUAAAGGGAGUCUGAUGGCCCACAAAGAUUGGUGAACCGUCAUUCAUUCGUCACCGCUCGGUUGGGGAGUUUGCAGAAUGUCAGGUCAGGUACUCCUCAUAUCCUCCUCUGUGUUCAUAAAGAAAGCCUACUAUUGCAGGACACACACUGAUAAUACGGUUUUGCAAACAUCCAGCCAAUAAAAUCACAUGAAGUUAAAAUCCACCAAAAUACCGUACACAGAUAUCUGCUGCUUCACCAUCUGUUAAAUCUUUAACCGUCACUUUGCCCUGUAAUCUUCUUUUUGCACAACGUGGCACUCGCCUACAUCCAUAUCUCCUCCAUGUUCAGGACAUUUUGUGUAAACAUUCGAGGAAAAGAGGGAAAUAAAAAGGCAAAUCAAUAUCUGCCCUUUGCUUUGUCAAAGGUCUCUUUUUACAGUGUCUGCUCUUAUCACGUUUAUGAGGCUCAAACUCUCUGGGUUUUUCUUCAAAACCGCUUUCUUGGAACUCCAGCGAGAAGAUGUAAUGUGGCUGAACGGCACAGAUCGCCUCUGGUGUUGGAGAAAACUCCUUCAUUGAUAAUUACUAGAAAAAAAAGCAACUCUUUAUUUCUGAUUGGAAAAACACUGAAAAGGCUUCAGUUUUACACCUCAUACCUGUACUAUAACUAGUGUAAAAUCUUGUGAGUGAAGAAGAAGCUAACAGAGGAUUACAGAUCGAAAGCCUCCAGAUGCAAGAAAUGAUCAGCAAAGAGACGGAGAAGAAGACUCUUCUGUUAGUCCCACAAUUUCAUGAAUGUGUUCCCAGUUCAACCAAAAAGCCCUUUUUCUCCAAGUGAACCCCUGAUCGCGUUCGCAAAAUUGUCUCCGUUUAAAACUGACGUCAUUAAAGAUACAAAUAUGAAAUAUCAAAAAUACCAGAAAUGACAUCUUUAAGGCGGACCCUCUUAGGAAACCUGACAGGUUUUAGAAGGUGCAUUAGAGAUAUCUUUAAAAACUGAGCUGAGGGUUUUGAGUUGGCGGACUUUCGCCUCCUCACUUUAUGUCACUGCUGCCAGUUUGAGGCCAGUCCAGGGACGCCAAAAGACGAGGGCACCUUCAUCUCAGUCUGCUUACAAACAUAUGUCACCUUAGCCAGGCACAACCCAAAAAUUCCAGCCCUUUACAGCCCCAAGACUGAUGUCAAACUCUCCAAUAUGCGCACUGACUCCACUGCCCACUCUCUUUCUGACAUGACACAACACGAAAGCAUCUAAGCAGAACAAAAGAUUCAGGCUUUGUGGAGAUAUGGGACGCACAGAAAUGAACAAUCUUUAUUUUUGGAUUAAAAAAGGUCAAUGACGGAGUCUGUUGAGCAGAAGGAUUGUUUCAGUCGGUUGACUCAGCAGAUCCGUAAGAAAGAGGCCUUUGUGUUUUAACAUGUGCUCAGGUUUACAGAUGCCCCAGGUGGGAGACAACAUGGCUCGUCCCUGAGAACAACAGAGGAUCUGUUUCUGCCUUAAUAUCAGAGUUUGUAUGUGCAAGGUUGGUCUCUGUUGGAGGUCCAAUUCCUGCACAUUUGCAUGACUCUGGUCCUAAAACGUAAAUUCAGCCUCUGCCUAUGGUUUCAGAGGAGCAGUGUGAUAGCAGCUCUGUUAGUCUGUUGUCCUUGUAGGUCAGUAAUCUCAGACUGGACCUACUUUAAACACACACAGACACCCAAAGCAAACACAGACAUGUAACACGGAGCUGUAAACUGAUAGCCUUUACGUUAAACUGCUCCUACAGAUGAUUGAUACGAACACAGAGCUGUACAUCAUGUCCUUACAGCUGUCAGAGUUUCACCUUUACACCAGAUUGUGUAAGAGCAGAGGACAGCGUGUUCCCUGCAGCCGUGGGUGGAUGCCGUUUGGGGAAGCAGAAUCUGUGCAUUAGAGAUAUUUCAGGAUCCACGAGGGAGGCAGUUCCUCACAUUUAUUUUGUAGUUUUGAGUUUUCUUCAUGCUCGUGUUUUUCUCUGCAGGAUCUGGGGAACCUGGUGGAGCAGUUGGCGCGGUUCCUGGGCGUCUCUUGUGACAAGUCUCAGCUGGAGGGCAUGGUGGAGAGCUGCAACCAGCUCAUCGAGCAGUGCGGCAACUCGGAGGCGCUGUCCAUCUGCAGGGGUGAGUGGAAGAGGAGCUACAGGAGGUCAGAGCUGCUCCUCUGGUCUGCUGAAAAAGCAGAUUUCUGUGAGGUCUGGGUGAAAGGCCUCUGGAGGCUGAAUCAGACAGUGAGGAGUCAAACCUUCGAAGCAUUACAUACAUUUAAAACCCUGACAGCUGACAUUUAUCCACAUUUUAUGUCUCUAACUUUAUGAUUUCUCCACAUGAUCGGCUCAUUUUGCUUUUUUUUUCUCCUUUAAAAAAUGAUGAUGGCACAGUGGGAUCAUUUCCAAUCAGACUUUUUAAUGGCUCGAUCAUGAGAGCACCGAAAAGGUCAGACUAUCCCACUGAGAAAUGUGUUCAAAAUUGAUUUAAAGCUCACGAAUGUCGUCACAGCUCCCUCUUCAGAGCUUCUUCUGCCUUUAGGUGAUCGUUUAACUACUGUGUCCUCUCUAAAACAAAGCAGCAGCAUCCAUGACUCUCAGCUUGACAAAUUAAAGCUGAAAUAUUUCAUGGCCAGAUUUAGAUAAAUAUUAGUUUAUUCAUCGGCAUCACAAGCCGAAUUUCACAUGACUGUAAUCUGUAUAUUCCAUUCCGUUAUGAAUGCUGUACAGGCUUUAAUAUGUUAGUGCUCAACCUGAACGUCCACAGUGUAACUCAGAGUAUGGAAUAAUGAAGUCAGCCCUUUAUAAUACCCAGGCUGUAAACUCUCCUGCUACAGAUGAGCUUUUCAGAAUGAGUGUGUAUGUGGUUUCAAGUGCUUCUGUAGCCGACCUCUAAUGGACACUCAAGGAACUGCAGUUUUCUAAAGACUGGAUUUUCCUGCUGGUAUAGAAUUAAAGGUGGAGUAGGCAGGAAUCCUUUAAAGAAGCAACUUUUUUGUGGUGUAUAGACAAAAAAAGCUUCUAAUAUCAGUCAAUAGUUAUUAGUUAUUGAUUGGUUGUGAGGCAGACGCUGCUCCCCCGUGUCGUUCAGGAGCCCAAACAAAGUUAGCGUGCUACAAUAUCGGACAGUAGAAACCAACCAGAAAGUUCGGAAAAUUGUCUGAAUCCUCCUUUGGCCACGACUGCCGACACAAGCAAGAAAACAAAGUAAAUACCGGAGACUCUGGAGGAAUAACGGGCGCUUAAAACGGAGGUAGACCGGACAAGAGCUAAAAAGCCGGGUCAACAUAAACCAUGGGGGACGCUUGGGGAUCUUGGUGACCCUGUAACCUUUCUGCUGGACAGGUAAACCGCUUUAACAAAGUAAGACAAGUGUCUGUAACAGAAGUGUUUUCUUGUCAAACGGACCUGCUGUAGCGUGUUGUAGCGCCAUCGCUAAACUGUCCUCCCUCGGGUCCUGGACUAUGUCACUUUAUCCUCGUUGUAGAAGUCCUGCAAACAUUGUGUUUGCUGGUAGUCUGUUGGCAUCUACAGUAGCACCAAUGCUUUUGACUUUCACCUUGACUGGGCCCCAUUUGUAAUGAUCUGAAGUAUUGAUCUGCAUUAUAUCUGAAUUUAAUUGGAACGAUACGAGCGAGCAGGAGCGUCUGUUUGUGGGCGGGGCUUGAGGGGAGAGGAGGAGCUGAGGGGAAAACUGAUUUGGAGGGGUAGAGUUUACAGUCAAGAUUUCUCCUAAAAACUGGAACUUCCUCAGAUCCUGACUACAACACCUUUAAUAUGAUGUUACAGGAAACUCUUGUGAUAACAGUAUUUAAAAACCAUGAACUCCUCACCUGGCUUUAAGUUCAUUUACUAUUUAAUUUUGUUUAUUUAGGAUUACAGUAUACAUGUAAAAACUGGCUUACAUAUGACUCAGAGCGCUUUGGACCCAGUAGACUGCACUUAACAUAAAAUUUGAUAAAAUGAACCAACUUUACUAAAACUCAGCUCUUCUUUAGAUUUUAUUUUUUAUCAUGAAGCAGCACAAAAGCAGAAUCUGACUCUGAAUUAUUGUCUUCCUGAAAUUCUGCCGUUAUUUUUAACUUGGAUUUUUUUUAUUUUUCUUCAAGUUAAAACAAGAAUAAAAAAAUUUGGUGUUAUAGAUGAUAAAUGUCUGCACAUGAACGUGAUUGUUUUUUAAGUCUGACAUGGUUACAGCACCACCCUGUGGCUGCAUUUUGCACCUGCAUCAAUAGUUAAAUCUAUAGUUUGAUUUGACCUGCUUGUCCAUUUUCACUCAGACCCUUUGAGUUGUAUUUGUCUUUUGCAUUUCCUCAAGUGUUAUAAUUAUUCAUAUUUAUUUAUGUUGACCUUCUUGUUUUGAUUUACUCUUUUCUGUCGUCCGUUUUUUUUUUUUUCCAUCUUUUCUUUUCCUUUUAGUGCAUGGGAGUCUGGUGUCUGCUCUGCUUUAGGCUAAACACACAGCUGCCUGUCAGUCUGAGCUCAGAUCAGUCUGUCUCUCAGCUCAGCAGGUGAGUCACAGCUGCAUCAGAUGAGGGUUGAGGAAAUAUACAGCUGUUUUCUUUUAGUGGAAAUAUUGAUAUUGGACUAAAAACAAACAUAUGUCGAAAUUUUAAGAUUUCAUGUUCAUCCAAAAACAACAUUAGAGUUAGCGCUUCUUUGGGAUACUAACUAAUUGAUUAAAUGUAAAUACUUUGUUACAGUUACUUUAGCUGCUGUCAACCAGGACCUAACAUUUCACAGGGAUAGUAUCCUUCAAAAUAAAAGCCUAGUUUUACAAUAACAAAAUAAAGUGACCUAAAUGCAAGGCAGAAAAAUCCUGAUACUGAUACUUGAAGCAAUAGUGUUUAUUAGUUCAACUGUUAUAUUGAUAAUAUAUAAUAAUAUAAUAAUGUUGGCUCUACUCGUGUCAAAUCAUUCUUUACUUUACUAAUUUUGUCUUUUUAUUUUAAAGAUUUCCACAAAUACAAGAAUUUUUUAUCACAAUGUUUUAAGAUGAUUGUGAAGUUAAGAUCUGAAGUUGUGAAAGCCCUAAUUAAAAAAAAUAAUAGUCAUUAUUAUAUUAUUAUGAUAAUAAUGGCAAUAAUAAUAAUAAUAAUAACAACAAUAAUAAUAAAAUAAUAAAUUAUUAAUAAUAAAAUUUAUAAUAGUUAUAUUAUUAUAGUAAUAAAAAUGGUCAUAAUAAAAAUUAUAAUAAUUAUAACAAUAAUAAUAAAACAAUGAUAAUAAAAAUAAUAAUGGUAAUAAUAAUUACCGUAUCAAUAAUGGUAAUGAUAAAGAUGAUAAUAAUAAAAACAAAUAAAAUAAUAAAAAUAGUAAUAAUUAUAAAAUUAAUAAUGGUAAAAAAAUAAAAAAUAUAUACAUUAUAAUAAAAAAAUAAUGAUGAUAAAAAAAUAAUGAUGGUAAUAAUAAUAAAAAUAACAAUUAUAAAAAAGUUAUUUUAAUUAUCAUAGUAAUAAUGAUAAUAAGAUUUAUAAUGGUAAUAAAAUGAAAAUAAUAAUACAAAAAAUUAUAAUUGUAAUGAGAAUAAAAUUUAUAAUGGUUAUAAUGACAAUAAUAACAAUAAUAAUAAUAAUGGUAAAAUGACAAGAAUAAUAAUUAUAAUAAUGUUUAUGAUGAUGAUGAUGAUCAUAAUAAUAAUAAUAAUAAUAACAAUAAUAAUAACACUGACUCUCCAUGUCUGUGGUUGCAGGUCGUGUUGGUCUGUGGAAAGACGUCUUCACAGUCUCCAUGAACGACAAGUUUGACACCGUGUACAGACAGAAGAUGGGAAAGUCUGACCUGACCUUUGACUUUUCCCUGUGAAGAGGAGGAGACCCCCGCCCCACUCUCCCUCCUCACCCCUAAGACGCCUCCUGACUCUCCACACCACAUAUCCCCUUCAGACAACAAUCGCACACUUCCAGCCAAAAAACUCGCACUCGACACCAACUACAAUCCGAGGGUUUUUCCCAGAAUGCUUUGUGCUCAAAAUCACAAGUUAUUCCAACCCCGGUCUCAGUGGAACGGUCAAAAUAAAUCCAGAUUUAUCAGGAUUCACUCAAAUGUCUGAAUCGAUAGUUAAACCAAACCUCCCUCAACCCCCUACCUCUACAGAAAAUCAGGUGAAGAGAAGCCAAACCUGUAGAGAACGUUUUAGCGCUUAAAUCGGCUCCUAGAGAGACUUUUUCUUUGUUUGACGAACUUUAUUUUGAAGUGCUGCCGGCUUUUUAGCUUUCAUCGCUCACGUCUCAGCUUUAUGUGUGUGUGUGGACGUUUGUGAGAGUGUGUCGAGGACUAAGAGAGUCGAGGUCAACGCCAAAAGACUGAUGGACAUGAACUCUUUCUAUCACCUUCAAUGUCACCUUCAUUUUAUGACUUUAUCUAAAAAUAUAUCGAUCUGAAAUCUCCCUGAACAGACUCAAAAGUGAAAAAAGAGAGCGGCUCUAAAACCGUCUUUGUGACCUCUUGAUGGAUUUGAGGAUACCACAAAAACCAAAUGCAGAUCAGCACUCUUAAACCUCUAAAAGCUGCUAUCAUGAGUGUAAAAUACGUGUUAGAGUGCCAGUGCAGGAGUCCAUCACAGUGGAGUGCAUACAUACUGCCCCCUAGUGGCUCAAAUGAGCAGCAGCGUGGUCAAAAUCAGUACUUAAGUAAUGUGUUUGUAAAAGGAGAGUUUCAGAUCACUGUUUUCAUGCAGGCAAACAUGAUUUUCUGAAUUUAAUGGUUUUUUUUUUUUCUUACUCUAGUCUGCAGAAUAAAAAUGUAUGAGUGUGAAAAACAAACGUGUUAUAAAGAUAAUCAAAAAUAUGUAAAUAUGGGAAAAAGUCAAAAACCUUUCCUGAAAAUAAGCAGAGACGUCUGAGGAUAACCUGAAAUAAAAAAGACGUUUCUCUGUGUGUAACAUGGACGACGUUUAGAGUUUAAAUAAGAAAAAGAGUCGAAACAUUAUAAAUGUGACGAAUUAGAGAGAACAAGUCAGCGUGUGGACGAUUACAGCGUCAGACUUAAAACAGGAAUAUACACCAACAAAAACACAACGUUCACAACAUCAUGAGAGUCAUGUGUGCAUGUUGGGCCUCCCUGAUACGUAAGAGGCAUCUAGGUUUUAACUCUAAAUGGGACCAUAAAGUGAAGAAACCUGAAACUACAGACUGAGACCUUAAACUCAUGAGGACUGUGUUUACUAAACUGAGAAGUCGCCUUACCCCCAAUUUUCACUGCAUCUGGAACGGCUCCGAUCUAGAAAGGCGACGUACGCCAAUUCCAAUGGGAUCCUUUGGUGAGACGAAUCAUGUGAUAACCAGUUGUCUUUAGCCACAGAGGCUAAACAUAUAAGCAGUAGAUUGUGUCCUUCUAGAGGAGGAAAUCUACUUCUAGACUUCUAGAAUCAGCAUCUCCUCAUCCAUGGUGUCAUCGGGGUGAAAUGACAUCUGUGCCGACUUCCUUUCCAGCACGGGUUAAUCUGCGCUGAAUUUAUUCGACAUGCUCCGGAAAAAUAGAACUCCUGCAAUCAGCUGCGGAAAGAAGCCGUUGGAAAUUGACAAAUUAACUUGAAUGGUUACGAUCAGCAGAUACGGCCUUAUCGUAGCCGUUCCGGAUACGUUGGAAAUUGGGGGUUAUUCACUCAUCUGCUUCCACACCAUCAUACUCCCUCUGCUGGCCAUGAUGAGGACUGCAGGUUUCAGACACUAGUGCACUAUAUCCAGUCAGACCAGAAUCUACUUCCUCCUCUUCCAUCUUUAAAUCAGUCUUUAAUAUGAACGGGGUUGAUGCGUAUUUCUGUGUAUUUUCUCUGCGUUUCUAGAGAAACAUCAGUUUUUUUUUUUGAUGCAGGAGAGAAAAGAGAGAAAAGAGAGGAGCUUUGACACGACCAGCAUUCACUCUUCAGCCACUCACUGCACCGGAGAGCCACCGCAGCAGCAGAACCUGCCCUCAGACUAUUAUUACAGUCCCCCCCCCAGUAGUUUCCAGUCCAGCAGACCGGUCCGUGCGCUCUUCAGACACUCGUGAAUGUCUUUAUUGUGUGGAUGUAAAACGACAACACUCGUCACAGCACCUCUUUUACGGCGUCUCUUCAUUGUUCUCCCUCUUUUCUGCGUCACUCUGUUUACAGCCGUUGGCGAGGUUUCUCUGUCCACCUCCACUUUAUGGUUUGUUUGGGUUUUAUUCAUGCCAGCCUCCGUUUCCUGGGUGUCCUGUAUUUAUUUUACAUGCUUUGCUCGCUGGUUUACUAAUAAAGUUGUGUCUUCAGGCAAUACUCACCGUCUCUGUUCUCGUUUUUUAAACUUGUGCACAUCAAGUCUUUGGGUGAGCGUGGUCAGAGACGGCAAAGAGAACUAAUUCUUUUAUUUCUCUUAAAUCACAGGUUGUUAUUUCUUCACAUCUCCACAUGAGACUUCAGGUUAAUCACUUUGAUUCGGCACCUAAGACUGCAAAAAACUUGAACAAGCAGCAAAUCAGUGAUGGGAGGCAGGUGUGAUUUUACAAAUGAUGGUGAAACUGAAACAAACAACCAAACAGGUCAAAGUUGUACCGCUAAAAAAAUAUCUGGAGGAACAUCUCCGACUAAAGAGGUGAAUCUCUAACGGGUAAGUCACAUGACUGGGUCCAACCCCCAAUUUUCACUGCAUCCGGAACGGCAAUAAUUUUCACCAUCCGCCAAUUCCUACCGGAUCCGAUUGUGAGGCGAAUUUUGUGGCGGAUUACGGACAGCAGGAAUCACGAGAACUCACAAGAACUUGCAGAUAUACGUUCAAUCGCGCAGUAGACUGUGUCCUUCCAGAGGAGGAAAUC